ACGGGCCGGUGAUUAGAGUCCGAAUAUUCUAUAAUUUAUUUUUAAAUAGGCAUCUGUCCAGUUUUCAGUCACUGAAGCCUUACACCGUAUGGCCUGUGUUGCUUGAAUUUAAACGCACUAAGAAUGCGUUUACCUAUUUCUUUUGGAAACGUGUUCCGGAAACGAAACCCUGACUGAUGAAUCGGAAGUGACUAGAGAAGAGCGAGAAGUUGAGGUCAGGAAGACCUGGGCGGGGCGGGGCGGGAUGGGAAGGGACUGUCCGGAGAGGGCAGCCCGGUGAUUUCGAGCCGGAGACCCGGGACGGGGCAGCCCCCUGGACUAGGAAGAGUGAGGAUCUCAGAGGUUUUGCAGUAGAAUUCUUGGGGUACAUUUUUGUUAGUUGAAAAAAUGACUACUCUUGAGAGUUUAGAAACUAAAGUUGCCCUGGCUCCGGCCCCGGUCCGCGGAGCAGGGGAUGGAAUGGAAACCGAGGAGCCCCCUCCCUCCGUGGAGGCCCCCGCGGGAGCCCCACCGGCGCAACCUCCCGCCCUCCGCAGCCCUCGGAAGAAAGCGGCGGAGAGCCCAGGCGUCCUCCAGCUGGGCAAGGUGCUGGCCGACAAGGCGGUGGAGGUGGAGGCCGUGAGAAUAGUGGUCCCCAAGGCCGCCAUCACCCAUGCCAUGCCCCGCAGCGGCACCAAGGCCCAGGGGCGUCGGAAGGGGGGGCGCCUGGGCCGGUCGGACGGGGGCGCAGAGCCCAGCGAGGGGCUCGCGGAGCUGAAGAAGCUCAGGAGCUCGGAGCGGAGGCUGCUCCAGGACAAGGAGGGCCUUUCCAACCAGCUGCGGGUGCAGACGGAGGUCAAUCGCGAGCUCAAGAAGCUGCUGGUGGCCUCUGUGGGGGAUGACCUCCAGUACCACUUCGAACGUCUAGCCCGCGAGAAGAACCAGCUCGUCUUGGAGAACGAGGCCCUGGCUCAGAACGCGGCCCAGCUGGCCGAGCAGCUGGAGCGCAUGUCCAUCCAGUGCGACGUGUGGCGGAGCAAAUUCCUCGCCAGCAGGGUCAUGGCCGACGAGCUGACCGGCGCCAGAGCAGCCCUGCAGCGCCAGCACCGCGAGGCCCAGGGCGCUGUACGCGACCUCCUGAGCGAGCGGGAGCAGUUCCGCCAGGAAAUGAGAGCCACCCAGAGGCUGCUGGAGGAGCUGCUGGUCUCCCUGCAGUGGGGGCGGGAGCAGACCUACUACCCCAGCGCGCAGCCUCACAGCACGGCGGAACUGGCACUCGCCAACCACAAGCUGGCCAAAGCAGUGAAUUCUCAUCUUCUGGGAAAUGUCGGAACGAACACUCAGAAAAAGGCUCCGUCGACAGUUGAAUUCUGCAGCAGCCCGGCAGAAAAAAUGGCUGAAAAGGUCUUGCACAAUUUGGACCCCGUUGCCUGCACAGAAAGCCCACCUGAUCGUCCCUUUUCUGAGUCUUCACCCAGCACCCUACUCACCGCACAGAAAAAUAUUGGGCGGUUUCACCCCUACACUCGAUACGAAAACAUCACCUUCAACUGCUGCAACCGCUGCCAGGGGGAGCUGCUCGUCCUGUAGGGGAGCGGGCGGUGGCCGGCCUGCCGCGGGCACCGCCUGCCGCCCGGCAGCCGCGGGCGUCACUGGGGAGCGGGGCUCCUGCCACACUGGAAGUGCUCUCGCUUCCCACUGACGCGACAUACGCCCCCGGAGACGCCCGCGGGCCAGACUGCCGACCACCCUCUCCUAACGGCGGUCUCAGGGUCAGGAAAGAAUGAAGCUGCUGAUACGUCUCGAGUGCAGAACACUGCCCAGGCGUGACAUGAUGCUUUCCCUACGUCUAGAAGGGAAGGAGUUGCAUGCCUGCUUUCAGGCUCUAAGUCACUGUUUAUCCUGCUCCAGCACUUAAUCUUGGUCCCUGACACGGGGAUGGGCGCGGGCAGCCCGGGUCACGUGCAGCCACGCCCAUGGCUCACUGCGUCUGCGCGGCCUUUGUAGCGCCGCGUGGACCCCGGAAUACGGCCUGUCCCGCCCCUCCCAGUUUUCCGAUCCUGACUCUGAAGCAGUACUUGGCAGGGAAUGUUGGGGGGAAGGUGUUCUUUUCCUUUUCGGUGGUUUGGGGGGGCUACAAAGGAGGCUUAGGAAAUGCUCUAGGUGAAGGUUUUAGAAGAAGGGCUGAGUGUUAGGGAAAUUAACACCAUCGGACCGCCCCACGAGCGGGCGAGUGCCCCUGCGCGCGCGUUCUCGCGGCGGCGCGGUGUGGCGUGGGGCCCGCAGGGUGGGCGGCACAACUCGCCGUGGGGAAGACGCAGACCCUGACCACGGGGCUCGCUCUGACCAGCGCACCCAGAACGUCCAGCUUGGUGUCUACAGGACACGGCGGGGCAAGCGGGGUCUUUGUAGGAUACUGUACGAACUCAAACGUGCAGUCCAUCAGUUAAUUUACAUUAUGUCGUAUCUAUUACUGUUUAUUCAUGAUGGACAAUCACAAAACACUUUUAUAGGCCUUUAAAACUGUCCAUAAAAUGUUUGUACCAAAUUAUACUACUUAGUUAUGGCAGUGCUCAUCGACAGAGAAAUCCUCGAGAAACAAAUCUGGCCAAAGUACAGUAUAUUUUAAUGUCAACCUAAUGGUUUUGGUGUUUUUGGUCUCCUUCAUCUGAAUUAUAUUUAUAAUUUCAAGUGGCAAUAAAUUUCUCUAUAUUCUUUA
This is a messenger RNA of Phyllostomus hastatus (greater spear-nosed bat), 2698 nucleotides long. It is a transcript of the gene BLZF1, whose product is annotated as basic leucine zipper nuclear factor 1. Gene Ontology annotation, cellular component: Golgi membrane. Lineage: Eukaryota; Metazoa; Chordata; Mammalia; Chiroptera; Phyllostomidae. The record is from RefSeq and is a predicted model, not a curated record. The coding region runs from base 388 to 1569 and encodes 393 amino acids. The transcript has 7 exons. Gene Ontology annotation, biological process: Golgi to plasma membrane protein transport; Golgi organization.